Messenger RNA from Prorocentrum cordatum, 483 nucleotides. The record is from the annotation of a GenBank genome assembly. NCBI's taxonomy places the organism in Eukaryota, Dinophyceae, Prorocentrales, Prorocentraceae.
CAGGAGGUGCCACGGACGACCCGCCUGCGCGCAGAGGUGGGCGGCGACCUCUUCCGCGCCCAGAAGUACGUGCUGGCCUUGGCCCGGUACUCGGCGGCCAUCGCCCUCCUGGAGCCAGCCCGCGAGUCGGCGGACCCAGCGACGCUUGCGCGCAUGGACGAGCUCUGCCGCGUGUGCGAGUUGAACAAGGCUGCGUGCAUGCUGAAGACUGGCGACUUCGGCGGCGCGGCCGCCGCCUGCCAGCUGGUGCUGCAGCAGGAGCCAAACAACGUCAAGGCCCUGUUCAGGCGUGCCUCCGCGCAGAUGGCCCGCGGGGAGAAGGCCGAGGCGGCCGCGGGGCUGCGCCGCCUCCUGGAGCUGGAGCCCCUGAACCUGGACGCGCGGCGGCUGCUGGCGCGGACGGAGCGGAAGGAGCCCGCGGCGGCGCCCCGGGCCGAGGGCGACGCCGAGGGCGUGGCCGGGAACUCGGGCGGCCGGGGCGUC